Messenger RNA from Rubroshorea leprosula, 1168 nucleotides. The record is from the annotation of a GenBank genome assembly. Lineage: Eukaryota; Viridiplantae; Streptophyta; Magnoliopsida; Malvales; Dipterocarpaceae.
ACGUGUUUUGCUUUUCUUCAUCUUCAUUUUUCUUCUCCCCGAUGCUCUGCCUCCCCAACGAACCCCCCCGUCACCGCCACCCAUUUCCGGCUGGAAAUCCGGCAAAGCUUGGGGAUUCUCCCUAUUUUCUUGUUCUAGAACGCCUAUUAAACCCAGAAAAUCCCAGAUCUGUUCUGCGUCUCCCUCCCUCUGCUGUCCGUCGGCUUCAGCAUGUGGGUUUGAAUUUCUGGGCCUUUUUCGCCGUGAGUUCCCCUGCAGAAUUUCUUCUUCUCUGCCGCCGGCUUCUCCCCCCCUGCUAGGCUCGGUUUUGCUUGCUAAAUUCUGGUAAGUUGCCGUCUUUUCCAAGCUUAAAAUGACCCAUUUAAUGGCUGGGUUUUGUCCAUUAGUUGAUGCUCUGUGUUGUCCGAAUCUGCUGGGAUAGGGGAUGAAUUUGGCAGCCCUUUUAAAUGUGUUUUAAGCUUGAUUAAGUAGAAUUUAGCUUGAAUUAGCUGCUGUGAUGUUUUGUGUGAAAAAUCCCGUGAGAUUAGCUAUGGUUUUGCUAAUUUUUGGAAGUGGCAGUACUGUUCACGGUGUGAGCACUGUUCACGAGUACUGUUCAUAGGCACUGUUCACACACCGAGGCUCAACGAUUAAUGGGGAUUUAAAUGAUUAGUUUGUGAUAUAAGAAUGAAUGUGGAGAUGUCCAGUUAUGUGGAGAUUGAUAGGAAUAGCAUCGGGAUUAGGAGUGAUUUUAAUGAUGAUUUCAGUUUGAAUUUGUGAUAGUCCGGUAUUAAUUUUGAGGUGUUUUAAUUAGAUUCCUGAUCGUUCUGUCAGUUAGCAUUGAGAUUGAGUGCUCGGUUUUGUGCGAGUGAGGUAAGUAAAUUAUGGUAAAGCCCUUCGAUUUUAAAGCAUGUUUUCAAUUGUUUUUGAGAUGGUGGCAAGGUUUAAAGUGAUUUUAAAUUGAUUUUAUCAGCAUCUGAAUGUGGUUAAACUGAAAUGGAAAUUGUGAUGGUUUUUAUGAGAAUUUCACUGUUUUCUGGAAUUGAACAUGAUUGGUUUGAAAUGAAACUGUUUUCAUUGGUAUUGAGUACAGCAUGCGUAUUUGGAAUUGACUGAACUGUUUUGAUGAACUGAGAGUUUGCAAAUUCUGAGUUUUCUGAUAAAUCCAUGCCCACAUGGAAUUUUUCUG